UCGAAGUUGAUUGCUUUCAAGGCUGGAUGAAUAUUUCUGGCAGCGGAAUUCUGGGAGAAGAAACAUACAUUAGCUGUAGUUAUCUCCCUGUACCCCACGAAGUCGUCUCUUUUCUUUAUAUCUGGCCGCACUCAGUUAUGAGAGGCUCUGAGUUUUACUUUAUGAUUACGGAAGAAAAUGUCAUCUAUCUGGGAGCCAGCCACCAUGACCGACUUUCCGUGACUGUUAACAGAACUAGUGUUGUCGGGACGACUAGCAUUGCGAAGACGGCCACCAUGAAGAUAGCCGAUCUGCAGUGCUCCGAUGAGCAGAAUUAUGGGUGUGCUUUUCAUUACAGAGCUCCUCGUGAAAUUUCAGUUACCACGUUCAUGAUUUCAGAAAGGCUAAUUAUCAAAGCGCGACCUUCGCCUCCAGUUGUUACCUUGGAAACCUCGAACACACAACUCCAGCAAGAAAACGUCCACUUGUCCGAGAGGUCCACAGUCGUGGCCCGAUGCAAGGCUAAUGUGGGCCGGCCAGAGAGAGGAAGCAUCGGUUGGAGAGUUGUUCGUCAAAAUGUUAUAGAAAACAUUGCAGAGUCCGACAACAGAGUGGCCACAGUGUCAGAUGUUCUGUCAGAAACAAUCAACUGUACCCUGGAAGUGGAGCAAACCCUGACGCUGACGGUCACAAAGCAGGACCUUAACGUGUCGAUUGUCUGCUUCGUGAACAACUCUGACUUCCCCAUCAAAGACAUUACUGUGAGCUGCCGAAAUGGAUCGUCGCAGCUGUGUGGUCAAACCCAGGCGUUUUCCAUCUUGUUUGGUGAGGGCCAAGACGGCACGUCGACUCUGCUAAUGGGAGGCAUUGUACUUGUUGCUGGCUUCCUAACCGCGGUGCUUGUUGAUAUCAUUUACCAUUACGUCUGCAAAAAAAAACCGCCACCAGCGCCGCCACGGAAGAGUGCACCAGCGCCGCCACCAAAGAGUCCACCAAAAGACAAACAAGAACCACCAGAAGAGGCUGGCUCAGAGGUAUAUGAAGAAAUUGAGUCCAUCACAGAAGAAGAGGUUAACUCCGAAGGCGGUUCAGUAGUUUAA
This is a messenger RNA of Candidula unifasciata, 1079 nucleotides long. The record is from the annotation of a GenBank genome assembly. Lineage: Eukaryota; Metazoa; Mollusca; Gastropoda; Stylommatophora; Geomitridae.